Penicillium vulpinum is the source of this 627-nucleotide messenger RNA. RefSeq names its product nuclear transcription factor Y subunit beta. The coding region runs from base 1 to 627 and encodes 208 amino acids. Gene Ontology annotation, molecular function: DNA-binding transcription activator activity, RNA polymerase II-specific; RNA polymerase II cis-regulatory region sequence-specific DNA binding; protein heterodimerization activity. The transcript is spliced from 4 exons. Gene Ontology annotation, cellular component: CCAAT-binding factor complex; nucleus. The record is from RefSeq and is a predicted model, not a curated record. Gene Ontology annotation, biological process: regulation of transcription by RNA polymerase II. NCBI's taxonomy places the organism in Eukaryota, Fungi, Ascomycota, Eurotiomycetes, Eurotiales, Aspergillaceae.
AUGUCGAACUCUCCUUCAAAGGACCCUGAACUUGACCCCGAAGCGCAAUCGGGAGAAGAACACGAGCACAUGGACAAGGACCAUCACGACGUGCAGGGACACCCGGGCGAGUUCGAGGUGAAGGAGCAAGAUCGGUGGCUUCCGAUUGCAAAUGUGGCUCGUAUUAUGAAGUUGGCCCUGCCUGAAAAUGCGAAGAUUGCGAAAGAAGCCAAGGAAUGCAUGCAGGAAUGUGUGAGCGAGUUCAUCUCAUUCAUUACAAGUGAAGCCUCGGAGAAAUGCCAGCAGGAGAAGCGCAAGACAGUCAACGGCGAAGACAUUCUAUUCGCCAUGACCUCACUUGGAUUUGAGAACUACGCCGAAGCCCUCAAAAUCUACCUAUCGAAGUACCGCGAGACCCAAUCUGCACGUGGUGAAAACCAAAGGCCCCCAAGCGCUGGAUAUGGAACUGGGGGACCUGUCGGUGGCCCUGGUGGACCUCCAGCUCGUCCCACAGGAUUCCCCGAUGCCGAAGGUGCAAAUCCCAUGUUGAACCCCAACCUUGACCAAUCCGAGCAAGAUGCCUCCGCUUACGGCUAUCCCUCUAUGGUCGGUCAGCCUCACAACGGUGCGGGCGGCGAGUCAUACUAA